Messenger RNA from Racocetra fulgida, 215 nucleotides. The record is from the annotation of a GenBank genome assembly. NCBI's taxonomy places the organism in Eukaryota, Fungi, Glomeromycota, Glomeromycetes, Diversisporales, Gigasporaceae.
AAUCGCAAUGGCUUCUUACGAUCUGAUUCCUCGAAUGAUCCCUUAUAUGGAUAGACAUCUUGUCUUUCCCCUACUGGAAUUCUUGUCUUUGAAUAAGAUCUAUCCGAAUCAUGAUCUACUUAAAGCUAAAUACGAACUCUUAGCCAAGACAAACAUGGUGGACUUUAUUUCUGAAUUAUAUAAACAAAUUCAUGAUACAGACGAAGUUCUUCCAG